This is a messenger RNA of Sebastes umbrosus (honeycomb rockfish), 2547 nucleotides long. It is a transcript of the gene ankrd54, whose product is annotated as ankyrin repeat domain 54. Gene Ontology annotation, molecular function: protein binding. The coding region runs from base 286 to 1281 and encodes 331 amino acids. The transcript has 8 exons. The record is from RefSeq and is a predicted model, not a curated record. Lineage: Eukaryota; Metazoa; Chordata; Actinopteri; Perciformes; Sebastidae.
CACUAACGUUUACCCGAUAAUGGAAAGUGAGAAAUAGGGGACAUUUUGACGCGGCUAAAGGAAGGGUGUCUUUUGCUGUUGAAACACUGCACGUUACCCAGGAUGGAGAGACUCUAAUGGGGGGAGUUUAUGAGCUGACGUGCCGUGCUAUGGCCCCAUGGCGUCGCUGACGGCUCGGUUGCCAUAUAGUGAAAGUUGAGCGACAUUAAUGACGGCUUUAUGUCCUUCUAGUAGUAGUAGUGAGGGCCGUAGUGUAAACACAGCAUCCAUAUGUCACGGUGAAGCAUGGACGGGUGGAGCCCAAUCGUUGCAACAGCCUCGGAUAACGACCGCUCCAGCUCCGAGGGGGAGUACAUGCUGGGGCCGGGACCUGGAGGAGAUGAACCCCAGGAGGAGGCGGUGGUGGUGGACGCAGAGCAGCUGGGUGGUAACCUGGACCCGGCUGGAGGCACUACCGCUGCUGCUGUCGGGUUCGGGAUGAGCGGAACCGGGGAGGGCAAAGUGGUGCUGGGUCGAGUCGGACAGAGAGACGACAAAGAGCUCAGGUACCUGCACUUGUUGUGGGAGCCCGGACGAGCUGAGCUGGGUGAUGGUGGUGGUGGUGGUGGUGUGGCGAGCAAGAUGGGUAAGGUGACGGGCAGCAGGGCCAGGAGGCACCACAGAGUGGUCCGGAACCACCUCGGUCCUCUGGGCAAAGAUAUCUAUGCUGUGAAAAGACUGAGGGAAGCAGCAAACAGCAAUGACAUCGACACAGUUCGAAAGCUCCUGCAAGAUGACAUAGACCCCUGUGCUGCAGAUGACAAGGGAAGGACAGCCCUCCAUUUCUCUUCCUGCAAUGGCAAUGAGAGCAUUGUGCAAUUGUUGCUGAGCCACGGCGCUGACCCCAACCAGCGAGAUAGUCUGGGAAAUACCCCCCUCCAUCUGGCGGCCUGUACCAACCAUGUGCCUGUAAUCACCACAUUGCUGAGAGGAGGAGCCCGUGUGGACGCCCUCGACCGAGCAGGCAGGACCCCUCUGCAUCUAGCACGCUCCAAGCUUAAUAUUUUGCAGGAGGGAGACUCACGCAGCUUAGAAACCCUGAGAGGGGAAGUCACACAGAUCAUUCAGAUGCUGAGGGAAUACCUGAACUUAAUGGGCCAGAGUGAAGCUAAAGAGAGGCUGGAGCACAUAUCGACACAGCUACAGCACACACGCACCAAAGAGCAGGUGGAUGAGGUGACCGAUUUAUUGGCCAGUUUCACAUCACUCAGUCUACAGAAACAGAAUUUGGGGGAUAGGUAGAAGAAAAGGUGUAUAGAGGGCUGAAGUCUUGCUACUUUUCAAGAAAGCCUCUGCUCCACUAGCCUUGGCCAGACAAGCAAAUCCUGAACCAUACUGAACCAUAAUGCUGGGGUUUUCUGUCCAUAUGUCCAUAUCUGUCCAAAUAUUUGUCUACAGUACUACUCCACAGGACAGUGACAUUUGAACUCCUUGUCAAAGAUAACACCAUGGUUAUUUUGUUAGCAUUUACAACUCUGAUGAAGUUUUGAAAGUGUUCCUGUGGCUAAUAUGCUAACUAGGGAAGCACCGAUGACGAUAUCAGAUAACGGGCCGAUACUGACUCAAAUAGCUGGAUAUGGUAUCAGUGACAAUAGGGCUGAUCUAUUCAAUUCAAUUCUCUACGUAUAUACAAUAUACAUUAUAUAGUGGAAUUUUAAUUCCUGUUUUAAGUUUUGACCAAUUUGUUGCUACAUUAAAAAAAGGUUUAAAGUUGAAUUGCAAUUCCUCAUUUGAAGAUUGUUGCUGGAGUACGAUUUAUUAUUAAAUAAUAACAAUUCAGUAAAUUUGUAUCUGUGUAUUUAUUUGUUACAUUUUGUUUUACAAAGAUAGGCAUACAGCUUAUUAAUUUAACACGGGUGUCAGAUUGGUACUCAGUAUCGGCCGAUACCCAAAGCCCAGGUAUCGUUAUCGGUAUCGGGACUGAAAUGGUCGGAUUGGCCAUGAUUGGCCCUGAUGCUAACAAUGCUGACAAAAAUAUUCUUAUCUUUGUUCAAAUGAAAAGAUGCUGACAUUUGAAUGCCCAGUACUGCAGUGUCGUAGAUAUCCAUUUAUGGACAGAAAAGAGUAUCGCAUGUUAGCUUUCAGAAAAAGGAUAAAAGGAACCCCUCAGGGAAAUAAACAUUCAGAACAGGAAGCUAGUGGAACAGAAGCCAACCCAGAAGUGCAGUGGCGUCUUGGCUCUCUAUUGUGUUUGUGUGCGUGUGUGCGUGUGUGUGUGCGUGCGUGCGUGUGUGCAUGUGUGCGUGUGCGUGUAUGUGAGUCACGGCUGUGUCUAUGUGCUGAUGUUCUCUUUUUGCCUGCCAUUAUUAGCUAAGUUCUCAUGAAAUAAUUAAACAGCAUUUACUGUUGUAUUCUUGGUUUUCUUAUCAACAGCAUCUUUUGUAUCUGGUUGCCUUUUCUCUUGUAUUGCAUGUUAUGUUUGUAUGUGAACCGUACUGUAAAAAACAUGAUUUUGCUGUUGUUUGAAAUGGAUAUAUGUGAUUCAAUAAAUCAAUAUGUUUGGCUAUA